Molecule: messenger RNA, 2768 nt
Organism: Rhagoletis pomonella (apple maggot)
Lineage: Eukaryota; Metazoa; Arthropoda; Insecta; Diptera; Tephritidae
Product: dopamine D2-like receptor
Biological process (GO): adenylate cyclase-activating adrenergic receptor signaling pathway
Cellular component (GO): membrane
Molecular function (GO): dopamine neurotransmitter receptor activity, coupled via Gi/Go; G protein-coupled receptor activity
Source: RefSeq, a predicted model, not a curated record
GAUGUGGUCGCACGUUUUUACGGCACUUGCAACGCGGCAGGACAGUGAAUAAUUCGCGUCGUGUCGCCUAAAAAACAUACUCUCCUUUACGGCAGAAAAAUUUUUAUCACGACUGACCAAUCGGGUGAAGGAGUGCAAGUGUGGAAAAGUUAUAUUGAUAAUGAAAAUUAAACAAAAAAGUGCGUUUCAGUGAUUGAAAGUGAAAGGAAAUAAAUUACUCAAAAUGCGAUGUGAAAAUUAUUACAACAAAAGAGUGAUUAUUUCUGUUGCGGAAGUGAUGCUUAGAAGUUUUACUUGAAAAAGUGAGCUUUUAUUUAUUGCGGUGGCUUCUGCCCCAACGAAGAGAAGCCUCUAUGGCCAGCAACCAGUAUGGGUCUCAAUAAAAGUAAAAGUAUUUCGUGAGUGCAAUGCAUUAUUAGUGGCAAGUAUGGGGCCUUAAAAGUCUAAUUAAGGCCUGGAAUAAAAAAUAUAAUAAAUAAAAAUUACUCGCACUGAUGUUAAUGAAUAUACACGCACAUAUUUAUGUGUGUACAUAUGUAUGUACAAAAGUACAGGUGCAGUAAAGACAAUACCUUAAUCAAAGGCACUGGAUACGGUUGGUUGGCAGAGAUAUGCCGAUUACUGUUUGAGAUAAACAGGCUGCCUGGGAGGAUGUUUUGAAAAAAGCCCAAUCCCUGCAACUGGCGUCGGCCCAAAAAACAUGGACCUAUGUGAGGGACAGUUUGUUUGGGCUCUGGAAGAGCCGGACAUUGCUUACGAAGCCAACAAAAAGGAGCGGCGCAGGCGAAGUGUCGAAUGUAUUAAACUCAUUACCGGAGAUGCAAUGACCAGGCCCAAUCAUGCAUACCGGACUACGAAAUGCAAUUAGACUGUCGGUACGUCGAGCAGCCAUCAAUACAAGCAACAAGAACUACGCAGUGCGAGUAACGGCAGAGCGAUGAGUUUGCUGUAAUAACGAUUUCCUAGUAUUUCACAGCGCGCGGGGCUGUUAGAAUACAUACUUACAUAUGUAUGUAUGUAGUACGUAUAUCGUGUAUUGUAGCCUAGGGUACUUCUUACCUAAAUGUCAAACUUUGAUCUGGCAAGGAUGAAAUCGAUGCUGCUAUGGUGAUUCUGUGGAAACUUUCAGGGCAUUUCAAAGUAUUUUGGGAUAUGGACAACAAUAUAGCGUAUGGGAUUACAUUGAAAAGCUACACUCUUUAGUUCGAUUAAAAUUCUGGUGGAGUAACAAACCUACGUUUUCGGUUAUGCAAUCGGGGGCGUAAGUGAAAUACUGCACUGCUCUUAAGUAUUCUUGCCAUGAGUUUUGCAAUCAGAAGUCCAUUAAAUUUAUUAGUUGCUAUUGUGUCAUUUAGCAGAAUUUCAUCUUAUGCGCGUAUCUACAGGCGGUGGCGUAAUUUAUUUCUUUAACUGACUUUACCCUCUAGCAACAGUCAGUUUUCCGUUAUGAUGAUUAAACCGGCUAACCGAGCGCACAAAUAAAUAACAACAAAAAUAAAUAAAGUACAACGUACAAUAAUUUAGGUAAAAUGGCAUCGUUGUCGGAAAUUAACACCACAGCAGCAACGACACCCAACGACGCCAUUGACCCAGCGCCGGAAGACAACUUCCGACCAUACGAUGCCGGCAUUGGCGUCGCGUUAAAUGGCAGUGAGGACAGUGAAGACAGCGACUGGUUGAACAACCUCAUGGUGCGCAUUUGGAGUCCACUUGAAAGUUCGAACACAAAUGGGACCCAAACGACGAAUGUGUCCUCAAUGAAUUCUUCUCCUACUGAUAAUCAAACCGUCGCAUUAGCCGACAACGUCAGCAAUACGUUUUAUACAUGGACAUCCGCAUCUAGUGGGUCGGACUCCUAUUUGGAUUCCAAUGCAUCCACAGUAUUCGUUAUCACUUGUAGCUCACCGCUGGCAACAGAUACAAAGCCAACAAACGGAAAUAAAAUAGGAAAUGAAGGGGGUUGCUUCUAUGACGACAACGAAGCAAACACUGGUGUAAUGCCUAAUACUUACACCACGUCACCAAAAGUGCUGUCCGAUGUUGACCUUCGAGCAACGGAAGCUACUGGUUUCGCGGCUGGUGAAGCAGAAGACGAUAUAAAUUUUGCUUUGAUCGAUAGUGCGGAAACGGCGCUAGGCGGCGACACCGAUUAUGAGACUAUAGAAGGCUUUAAUGGUGGCAUUGUAGGCGAUGGAGUCGGGAGCAAGAUUGAGGUGAAAGUGAAUGGAGUUGAUGAGGACACAGCCAUGGUUCGGCAUUCAAUACCGUUCGAAAGUUACGGCUCAACCAGAAACGAUUCGUAUUUUCCUAGUUUUGAUGGCGGUGGAACGGGCGCGUCGCCGAUCGAAAAUGGAAUAAAUGCAGUAGCAGGGGAUAAGAGUGGAAGCACAUUUAUGCUGCUGCUCGAAGACUUCGGAGAUUAUUUUUAUAAUUUUAACGGAACCGGUAGUGGUGUCGGUGACGGUGUCGGGAUUUCGGAUACACAAGCCACAUUAAGUACUUUGAAUGUCACUGAUUUAAUUAUUCGAACUAAUUGCUCAAACAUAACUGAUUUAUGUGUCGUAUCAAGUGAAGAAGUUCUUCCAAAUUAUUGGGCGCUUUUGUUAAUGGUGUUUCCUUUGGUGACAUUGUUUGGCAAUAUUUUAGUUAUUCUAUCAGUGUGCCGCGAACGAUCUCUACAAACGGUUACAAAUUAUUUUAUUGUGUCAUUAGCGAUAGCCGAUCUAUUAGUUGCUGUAGUGGUGAUGCCGUUUGCGGUUUAUGUUCUG